Vitis vinifera (wine grape) is the source of this 3215-nucleotide messenger RNA. RefSeq lists its product as uncharacterized. The coding region runs from base 578 to 3067 and encodes 829 amino acids. The record is from RefSeq and is a predicted model, not a curated record. NCBI's taxonomy places the organism in Eukaryota, Viridiplantae, Streptophyta, Magnoliopsida, Vitales, Vitaceae. The transcript is spliced from 2 exons. Gene Ontology annotation, molecular function: protein binding.
GUGUUGGGUUUGUUAAUGAAUCCAUGUCAUUUUCUUUGUCCGCAAGUUUCCAGCUGUAUCUGCCUCUACACUUGGACCCUUUCACUGGAUUAAGCCAAGCAACUACAGGAAAGGCAAAAUUGGCUUUAAUUUGAAUGGGAGAGCGAAUAAAGGACAACCCUUUUUGACAUUAUGGUUACUGGAAAAGGAGAGAAAAAGAGGGGAAAAGAGGAAAAAAAUGUGGAUUUUGGGAAAUCUGGUGGAUUUCAUCAAGAAACCGAUUAGUAAGAGACAAAAUAUACUUGGAAAAAAGAGAGGAAAGAGAGAAGCGACAGCGAGGAAAACACUUGGCCAAGUUCAAUGGAGAGAAGCAAAGCCUACGUUUACUCUUUCCUCCUCAUUUCCACAGCAUAAACGUGCUCUCCAAGCUCAUCUACGUUCUCCUUUCUUUUCUUGGUAUACAUAUAUAUAUCUCCACCAAGUCACCGCUUCUCUCCUGCAUACAUCAAAACAACCAAAUCAGCAAACUGGGAAUUGGGCUUUUUUUCUUUUCAGCACUUGAAGGCAGAAGAGAAGCUGAUCAUCAGGUUCGCACACCAUGGAUAAAGAGGAGGAGGAUGGAGGGAGUGUUCAUUUGCAGGUUUCAGAGCUGACAAAGCUGAGUGGAGCCUGCAGUUCAGGAGACACCAUGUUUACACCCCAGAGCAGGAUUGAGAAGGGAGACAGCAACAAUUCAAAUUCUGUUUCUGAGAUAAGGCCAGCAGUUUCUGCACCAGAGAAGCAGCUCACAAUCUUUGCUCUUAGGCUUGCAGUUCUGGAGAAGGUAGCUACUAGUCUGGGAACUCUGGGGUUUAUCUGGGCAACAGUUGUUCUUCUAGGAGGUUUUGCCAUUACUUUGGCGAAGACCGACUUCUGGUUCAUCACCAUUAUUCUGUUGAUUGAAGGGACUCGGAUUUUUAGCAGGAGCCAUGAGCUUGAGUGGCAGCACCAAGCCACCUGGUCGGUUACAGAUGCUGGGAUUAAUAGUUUCCGGGCCCUGAGGUCAAGCUCACACUUCCUAUUUGAAACUGUGAAAUCAAUUUGCAGGCCAAUUGCAGUUAGGAAACAAAGCCAACAUAGUAGAGAAGUUUCAGGGAGGAACAACCCUGAGGCAAGUCCGGGAAACUGGGGGACUAGGAAGAUGCCGAGUCGAACAUGGAAGACUUCAGAUGUUCCUCUGCUGCCAUAUGCGCCUUGGGUUUUCCUGUCCAGGAAUAUCAGUAAGCUUCUCUAUUGGCUCCAGCUUUUAUCUGCAACAGCCUGUGUUGUUCUCUCAUUGCUGAAGCUCAUCAAACAUGACUAUGGGGAGGUGGCAAAAGGGGAUUCUGACAAGAGGAACCGGAAAUCUGCUCUGACUAUUUUCUAUGCCUUGGCCUUGGCAGAGGCUUUGAUGUUUCUAGUGGAGAAAGCUUACUGGGAGUGGAAGCUCAGCUUCUGUAGACUGUUGGAGAAGGUGAAUAAGGAGUGUGACUUGGGGGAUACAGGUAUGGUUUCAAUCAGAAGGUUCUUCUAUGAUGCCUAUUCCAAAUGUGUUAAUGGAAGCAUUUUUGAUGGUCUGAAAAUGGACAUGGUUUCUUUUGCCAUGGAUCUCUUGGCCUCCAAUUCCCCUGAUGAACAACUUAUUGGAGCUAGAAUUCUCCGGCAGUUCGCCAUGAGUGAGAGGUAUUCUGAUGACACCCUUCAGAAGAUUGGUAUAAAUUUACCUGUGAUUGAAAGAUUAGUCGAGAUGUUGAACUGGAAAGAUCCCCAAGAAGAAGAGAUCAGGCAAUCCGCCGCAGAAAUCCUUUCAAAACUAGCAGGGAAAAAGCAAAACUCCCUCAGGGUUGCCGGAAUACCUGGUGCGAUGGAAUCAAUUUCAUCUCUGCUGCAAACCCACAGAAACCCCAGCAGUGCACCUGAUGAAAUCUGUGAGAAGAAAAUCAUCUUCGACCAAGGAAACUACGGGUACUGGACAUUCAAUCAUCUGGGACUUCUUAUCCUGAAGAAACUGGCUCGUGACCAUGAUAACUGUGGAAAGAUUGGAAACACAAGGGGCCUCCUGCCAAAAAUCGUAGACUUUACACAUGCUGAAGACAGGCUGUUGAAGGAUGAGAAUGUGACACAAUCUCAGAUUCUCACCGUGAAGAGAUCUCUGCAACUGGUCAAGAUGCUGGCAAGCACAACAGGCAGCACAGGGAAGCUUCUCAGAAGUGAGAUUUCAGAGGUAGUUUUCACAAUCAGCAACAUCAGAGAAAUCCUGAGGAAUGGGGAGAAACAUCCAAAGCUACAAAAACUGGGCAUAGAGAUUUUAACCAGUCUGGCACUGGAAGAGAAUGCAACAGAGAGGAUUGGGGGCACAGGUGGAGUUCUUAAAGGACUGUUCAACAUUUUCUUCAAGCAGGGAAUGGCAGGGGACCAGAAUCAUGUAAAGAUAGCAGCUGGUCAAGCUCUGGCAAUGCUGACAAUGGACAGUAAGAGUAACUGUCAUCGCAUACUCAAACUCAAGGUGUUGGAAAAGCUGGUGGGAGCCUUGGAGGUUCCAUUGCUUAGCGUGAAUGCUGCUAGAAUCUUAAGAAAUUUAUGCGCCUUCAGUGGAUCAGAGUGCUUCAACCAGUUGACGGGGGUCAGAGCUGCAGCACCAACAGUGCUCAAGGCGAUUAUGUCAGAAGAGAACAAACUGCAGGAAGUAAUGCUUGGACUAGCAGCACAUGGUUUCAAAUUCAUGACUUCCGAAGAAUCAAGCGUUUUCUUCGAGAAAACUGGGAUUAAAGAAGUGCAUUUAGCUCAUGAACUGGUGGAGAUUCUGAGGAAGUACAAGUAUCCACCAAUUAAGGUUCCAAGAAUAAGGCGUUUCACCAUAGAGUUAGCAAUUUGGAUGAUGCGAGACAAAGAAACAAAUGUUCAUAUUUUCAAGGAUUUGGGGAUGGAGAAGGAGCUGGAGGGUGUGUUAGAGACAACCUCAGAGAUAGAAAGUUUCAACAUUUUCUCUGGUACUGUUGGGCUGAACCGCCAUGGCACAAGCAUGCAUUCCUUAGUUGAGACUGCAUUGAAGUUGCUGGAAGAACAGUAAAAUUCAGAUCAGCAACAUGAAUAUACAAAUAAAAUGAUUGUGUAAAUAAUAAAUAUUCAUCCAUCCAUCCAACUUAUAAUAUAUUCUUUUUUCCCUGAGUAAUAAAUAAGUACAUGGAAGACAUGGUGUACCUUACAUUUGAAGCAAA